Messenger RNA from Castor canadensis (American beaver), 784 nucleotides. It is a transcript of the gene Paip2b, whose product is annotated as poly(A) binding protein interacting protein 2B. Gene Ontology annotation, molecular function: mRNA regulatory element binding translation repressor activity. Gene Ontology annotation, cellular component: cytoplasm. Gene Ontology annotation, biological process: negative regulation of translational initiation. Lineage: Eukaryota; Metazoa; Chordata; Mammalia; Rodentia; Castoridae. The record is from RefSeq and is a predicted model, not a curated record.
GGUAACCGGGCGAGUGUUAGUGGCGCUUCUCCCGUGCUGUGGCUCACGUUUUGGUACUAGAGGCCGAGACUGUACUGGCGACGGCGACCUCUGCGGCGACGCCUUAGACUCUCGGAGGAGUGGCAGAGUUCAGUCCGGAGGAGGGGCUUCAGGUCAGCCCAGGCAGCUGGAAGGUGGACGCCAGAGGGGCAGAACUUCAGAGAGGAAGAAUACACCGAACAGGGACUUUCAUAAGCCUCUACUUGCUGAUUUUGAGGACAUUUGCUCAAGUAACUGGUGUGAAGUUGUAGAAGAAUCGUAAGGAUCUGAUCUUUGACUUUUGGCUGUGCCAUCUACCAUAUUCUAUCAUAAUGAAUGGAUCCAGUGUGGCAAAUACAUCACCCAAUGUAAUAUCCAAAGAGGACCAAGGGUUAAAUGGGCAUGAUGAAAAGGAAAAUCCAUUUGCAGAGUACAUGUGGAUGGAGAAUGAAGAAGAUUUCAACAGACAGGUGGAGGAAGAAUUACAGGAGCAAGACUUCUUAGACCGCUGCUUCCAGGAGAUGCUGGAUGAGGAAGACCAAGACUGGUUCAUUCCAGCACGAGACCUGCCUCAGGCCAUGGGACAGUUGCAGCAGCAGUUAAAUGGACUGUCCAUCAGUGACAGUCAUGAAUGUGAGGAUAUUUUGAGCAAAAGUAACCUGAACCCAGACGCCAAGGAGUUCAUUCCAGGAGUGAAGUACUGAGUUGACAGAAGCUUUGAGGAGGGCUUGUCUGUCCCCACAUCUGGGGAUAGUGAUGCACAAAA